AUGUUUACCAGAGUCGCUAGACGUGCUUUCACUACUACCAGAGUCAAUCCAUACAAGGUCACUGUUCUAGGUGCCGGUGGUGGUAUUGGUCAACCACUAUCCCUUCUAUUGAAAUUAAACCACAAGGUUACCGAUUUGAGACUUUACGAUUUGAAGGGUGCACCAGGUGUCGCAGCAGAUCUAUCUCACAUUCCAACUAACUCUAAGGUUAGUGGUUUCGCACCUGAUAACAACGGGUUGUCUCAGGCUCUUUCUAACACCGAUGUUGUCUUGAUUCCAGCAGGUGUUCCACGUAAACCUGGUAUGACCAGAGAUGAUCUUUUCUCUAUCAAUGCUUCCAUUGUGAGAGAUUUGGCUUCUGCUGCAGGUGAAGCUGCUCCAAAUGCCAAGAUUUUGGUCAUUUCUAACCCAGUUAACUCUACCGUUCCUAUUGUUGCUGAAUCUUUGAAGAAGAAGGGUGUGUACAGUCCAAACAGAUUGUUUGGUGUCACUACCUUGGAUUCUAUCAGAGCCUCUAGAUUUAUCUCUGAAGUCCAAGGUACCAACCCAACUCAGGAACACGUUAACGUUGUCGGUGGUCACUCUGGUAUCACUAUUCUUCCAUUGAUCUCUCAAACUAAAUACAGCAACAUGGACAAGGCCACUAAGGACGCUUUGAUCCACAGAAUUCAAUUCGGUGGUGACGAAGUCGUCAAGGCUAAGGACGGUGCUGGUUCCGCUACUUUGUCUAUGGCCCAAGCUGGUGCUGUUUUCGCCAACGCUGUUCUUUCCGGUCUAGCUGGUGAACGUGAUGUGGUUGCCAACUCUUUUGUUGACUCCCCAUUGUACAAGAGUGAAGGUAUUGAUUUCUUCUCCUCCCCAAUUACUUUGGGUCCAGAAGGUGUUACUAAGAUUCACCCAAUUGGUGAAAUCUCCAGUGAAGAAGCUGAAUUGUUGGCAAAGGCUAAGGAAACUCUAAAGAAGAACAUUGAAAAGGGUGUUCAAUUCGUCAACAACUAA
Messenger RNA from Zygosaccharomyces rouxii, 999 nucleotides. It is a transcript of the gene MDH1, whose product is annotated as malate dehydrogenase MDH1. Bases 1 to 999 code for a protein of 332 amino acids. The transcript has a single exon. The record is from RefSeq and is a predicted model, not a curated record. Gene Ontology annotation, cellular component: mitochondrion; cytoplasm. Lineage: Eukaryota; Fungi; Ascomycota; Saccharomycetes; Saccharomycetales; Saccharomycetaceae. Gene Ontology annotation, molecular function: L-malate dehydrogenase (NAD+) activity. Gene Ontology annotation, biological process: malate metabolic process; tricarboxylic acid cycle.